Molecule: messenger RNA, 4110 nt
Organism: Styela clava
Lineage: Eukaryota; Metazoa; Chordata; Ascidiacea; Stolidobranchia; Styelidae
Source: RefSeq, a predicted model, not a curated record
GACAACUAGACCGCCCCAGAGAGACGAUUAUGUUUACUAUUAAGUGCCUCGCAAUCUGUAUGUAUCUUUUUGUUUAUUCGUCUAGUCUGCCAUUUAAAUCUGCUUUACCAACUCCAACAGUUACAGUAAACCUAUGCCACCCCAAUAGACCCAAAGCUGAAUACUUUAUUCAGAAGCCCAAUAAUUGUACUAAGGAGACACCCCAAACCAUUAAGCAAUGCUCUGUUACGGUACAUGAAUUAUCUUCUAGCUAUACAAAUAUUACUUUAUAUGUAUGUCAGAAAUCUGCUACUAAAUGGUCUAGUCAUUAUUUUUUCUUUGGUGCACAUUCGAGUAAACUGACUUCUACCAUGAUAGAACCACCCACCCCUUUAUAUUGUGAAGAUUGGGUACACACGUUAAAAGCUGAUAAUAUUGUAGAUUUAGAACCCACUUCCCCAGAUACUUGGUCCACUCAAAACAAGGCAAAAGUUACUUAUAGUUGGCCAUCCUCUAGACACGGACAAGUGAUCAAUGCUCAUUUGUCUCGUAUUCAAAUUUCGUAUGAUCCUUUUCAUGGGGUAAUGUUAGGUGCUUUCCCUUCAAUUUCCACCUGCAACAUAUUAACUGGGUCAUGCACGUUAGGAAGUCAAACUUUAAUUUGGAAACACCACCCUUUAAUUGAUUGCCCUCAAUACCAAACAACUGUUACUGAACUUAUUUUACAUUAUAAUUCUUCUAAUCAGAUUUACCGCUUAGAUUUUCCAAAACUUGGGCAAUCAAUCCAUAACUGGGGUUCAUGUGGCAAGUCAGUUAAAAGAUGUUUUAAGUCUGAUACUUUUUGUACCAAUAAUGGUUUGUUAUUCGAAACGCAACAAUGCAUUGCACUUGAUGGUUCAUCCCUUUUUACUCUUAAAUAUCCCGCCUUUAAUUACGAUUAUACUGUAAAGAAUUUUUCAGAAUCUUCUCCUCUAAUUGGGUUUAUUCAAGAAAGCACUGAUAGGGUUUCCGAGGUAAUAAACAAAUUGACAGCAGAUAUUAAUUAUUUGGAAUGCCAAAUUGAAAGCAUUCUAACCACUAAUAUUAAACUCCUGUCUAAACAAUACCCCGGUAAGAUCCUAAGUCAGUUACUAGGUGGGAACAGAGCAGCUAUCACCGUGGGUGAUAUAUUGACCGAAAUUGAAUGCCAACGUAUUAACGUUACCGUUCUUAGGAACCUCUUUUUACAGGGUAAAUAUGCUACCCGACCUUUAGUGCACUUUAUUAAUAAUAGCAAUGAAACGAUCAUUGCACAAAUAUUCCCUGAUUCUAACGCUUAUGUGGGUAUUCAUUUUUUUGAAAAUUAUACGCCUGGUCGUAUAUUUACGUUUCAAAUUGACGGUCGGUUCUAUAACUACGUCAAUUAUACUUUGAAUCAUGCGGAUAUGCAUGUAAAAUUUCUGAGACCCACAUUCAAGCCUUUUGUCGACAAUUUUAAUCCUAUCGAUUACAACGAAGCAUAUAACGAAUUACCAAGGGGACACCAGGGUUAUGAUGAUAUUAAUAAUAUGUUAUUAUCAAUCAGCCACAUUAACCUUAUUCGAGAACGAAUAUUAAGUGAGCAAACCCUACCUAAUGCAGAUAGCACAUCAGACACUGAUACUGAUGCUAUCUCACAUGAAGUGCAAGACACUUUUGUUCAUGCCCUCUCCUUCAUUAAGACGUCAAUUUUAUCAGGAAUUUAUAUGCUCUUAUUCCAUUUAUCUCUCAUUUGGGCCACUAUUUGGACCGUUUGUUUUAUCAAGAAACUUUGCCCAAAACUGAGAGAUGAAGGAUUUCCUAGAAUACAACGGCUUCGGCAAUACUUGGCUGCUCGCAGGGAACAAGUGAACCCUGUUGAACCACCUCAACCUCUUGUGCAAAACAAUAGACAAGAUCAGGGGGGUCGAAUCUAUCAAUCCAGACCAAAUUCCAAUAAUAGAUCCAAUUCGAACUUAUACCCUAGUCUGGCAGACUAGUCGAAUAGCAAUGCUCAUAUUGUACAUAUAUAUUAUACUUUAACAUGAUUUCUUUCUAACAAGUGUUUUACGAAGAAUUAAAUACUUCGUGCAUUUACAUCAAUACCUAUACCAAUAAUAUACCUCAUGUAUAACUAUCUCAGGAAUACCUAUAUUUAAUCUAUCUUUAUACAGCUUAAAAUUUAUUUUUUAUUUUUAGUUGAAUUUCAUGAAAACAGCACGUCAUUUCCGCCUUCUCAACCCAAAUUGCAUCCUUAGAAUUCUCCGAACUCCUGCGGGGGAGUUAUGUAGCCAAUUAGUUGUUAUGUAACUACAAAACUACACCAAAUUGGCCCAAUUCGUGAGAAACUCAUGAAAACCAAAAUUAAUUAUUCCCGUUAUAGCAAUUAUCAAUUUCUCAAAAUCCAAUUUCAAGAUUUAAUAGCCUUUCGGUGCCAUCCCAUGUAAAAAUAAAAUUUAUUUCCAGUAAUAUUCCAAUAACGUGAAUUCGAAAUAUCUUGUUAAAACCAAAUUAUCCACUUGAGAACAAUUUUUUACAUCUCAUAAUUGGAGUAAGUACGUGACCAGGAACACGGUGACUUGGCAAUAACAAGUUAAUUGCUAGUGAUGAACUUCAAGAAAACACUUUUAAUAAUGUUUGAUUAUAGUGAACCGAAAGCUAACCAGAAACCGGAAUGACGCGUAAUUCUUUAAUCGUUAAUGUAAAAAUCUGUUUCUUUAUUCUAUUUUAAUUGCUUGGUAGAAAGCUAUAUAUUCAGCAAUGUGUUUUGUGUUAAUCAGACUAGAUUUGAUCAAAUUGUGUGUACAUUGUAUUUCUGUAUAUAUUGUCGGAAUUGCAAUAAACUCAUAAGGUGUUUUCAAACGUCUCCUUACUACAGCCGAAGGCUAUCGACAGAUAGACAGUUCGAGUUAACGAACGCAAGACAAAACUAUUGUCAGUCAAUGCUGGGGUUAUAAUACAUAAACCAGACCAAUCUACAAACAACCUAUGUGUAGUGGUAACUAAUCACUACAUUUGGAGAUCCCGACCUUUGGACUGCCUUCUGACGCAGAUCAAUCACGGAGCAGACAACAAUCCUACGGAGCCAGCCUACGGAGAGGAACUCGAUAAGAUAAGUUUCACGUUUUAAUUUACAUCCUAUAAGUCGCAACUAAGGGUGCCUAUUGCUAAUCAUACAAUUCUCUAUCUUCCAACAGGCCUAUCGCAAAAACUCGAGGAACCGUGCAACAAAACCAAACAAAGGAUCAAACUCAUCCAUACAGUGAACGAAAAGGACAUUUCACAUCGCCCAAGGCAAUAUUGACUGUCUGACCUCGGAAUUGAAGUAUAAUUCCUCAGCCGAAUUUUGAACGAGGAAACUAAUAGCAAUCAACAAGGUUCAGGAUCAAUACAAUCAAGGACUCGACACGGAAGGACAACUAGACCGCCCCAGAGAGACGAUUAUGUUUACUAUUAAGUGCCUCGCAAUCUUUGAAUUUCAUGAAAACAGCACGUCAUUUCCGCCUUCUCAACCCAAAUUGCAUCCUUAGAAUUCUCCGAACUCCUGCGGGGGAGUUAUGUAGCCAAUUAGUUGUUAUGUAACUACAAAACUACACCAAAUUGGCCCAAUUCGUGAGAAACUCAUGAAAACCAAAAUUAAUUAUUCCCGUUAUAGCAAUUAUCAAUUUCUCAAAAUCCAAUUUCAAGAUUUAAUAGCCUUUCGGUGCCAUCCCAUGUAAAAAUAAAAUUUAUUUCCAGUAAUAUUCCAAUAACGUGAAUUCGAAAUAUCUUGUUAAAACCAAAUUAUCCACUUGAGAACAAUUUUUUACAUCUCAUAAUUGGAGUAAGUACGUGACCAGGAACACGGUGACUUGGCAAUAACAAGUUAAUUGCUAGUGAUGAACUUCAAGAAAACACUUUUAAUAAUGUUUGAUUAUAGUGAACCGAAAGCUAACCAGAAACCGGAAUGACGCGUAAUUCUUUAAUCGUUAAUGUAAAAAUCUGUUUCUUUAUUCUAUUUUAAUUGCUUGGUAGAAAGCUAUAUAUUCAGCAAUGUGUUUUGUGUUAAUCAGACUAGAUUUGAUCAAAUUGUGUGUACAUUGUAUUUCUGUAUAUAUUGUCGGAAUUGCAAUAAACUCAUAAGGUGUUUUCAAA